CAGUAGCAGCAGGGGUUGGGGCUGGUAUUACGCUUGCACUCAGUGGUGUGACUCGAAGGGAGACACGAGGAAAUCAGCCCCAAGCGGGAGAAAAGCAGGGAAGUUAUUUGGGAUAAAUCCAUCCACACAUCUGUCAACAUUGGAGAAGGAGAAACGCACUUAAACAGGAGCUCCUUGGUUUCAGGAUGGAAGCAAAUGGUUCAGCAGAGAGACAUGGCUUGGAGGGGGAUGCAGAUCUUCAGUUCCUGUUGGUCGGCGGGGAGCUGGUUAAAAUUCGUUCAAACUCCUGGAAGAAGAGCCGCAUUUACCGACUGGAGGAAGACUGCCGGACCCUGUGGCACGAGUCUAAGAAAAUAUUCAGAAAAACACAGACACUCUCCAUUGAUGACAUAGACUCCGUGCGCAAAGGCCGCCAGUCUGAGGGGCUUAAAAAAUACACCGACCCCAGCGUUGAAGAGCAGUGCUUCUCCAUCAUCUUCAAAGGCCGCAAGAAGAAUCUUGACCUGAUGGCACCGUCUGUGGAAGAGGCAACUAAAUGGUUCACCAGUCUUCAGAAGAUGAUCAACAACAUGCGCAACCUCUGCCAGCAGCAGAAGAGUGAACAUUGGCUCAUCAACUGCAUGAGGAAAGCAGACAAGAACAAUGACAACAUGAUGACCCUGAAGGAGCUGAAGCGCUUUCUGCAACAGAUCAACAUUGAGGUCGAUGACACCUAUGCAGAAGAAAUUUUUAAGAAAUGUGAUACAUCAAAUUCAGGUUCCCUGGAAGGCUCGGAGAUCAAGCACUUCUAUGACCUGCUGACGCAACGCGAGGAAAUUGACGUGAUCUAUGACAAAUACGCUCAAACAGAUGGUGAGAUGAGCGGCAGAGACUUGCUGAACUUCCUCCUGAACGAGCAAAGGGAGGAGGUGACGCUGGUGGAGGCUCACAAGCUGAUCGAGAAAUAUGAGGUGGAUGGAACAGCAAAGCAGAAGAAGCACAUGACCAAAGACGGCUUCCUGAUGUACCUACAACACGAAGACGGAUCCAUUCUCAACCCGGCUCACAAAAACGUGUACCAGGACAUGAGCCAGCCACUCAACCAUUACUUUAUCUCAUCCUCUCACAACACAUACCUGAUGGAGGACCAGCUCAAAGGGCCCAGCAGCACAGAGGCUUAUAUAAAAGCGCUGAUGAAGAGUUGCCGCUGCGUGGAGCUCGACUGUUGGGACGGAGCCAAUGGAGAGCCAGUUAUUUAUCAUGGCUACACGCUCACAUCCAAAAUCCUCUUCAAAGAUGUCAUCAAAAUCAUCAAAGAUUACGCCUUCAAAACAUCUGACUACCCAGUGAUCCUCUCCUUGGAGAAUCACUGCUCGGUGGACCAACAGAAGCUCAUGGCCCAUCACCUGAUCUCCAUCCUGGGAGAUGCUUUGGUCACAAAGCCGAUUGGUGACACCGUGCCCACCAACUUCCCCUCACCUAAGGAGCUGAAGGGCAAGUUCCUCAUCAAGGGAAAACGAAUGAACAAACUGGAUGCAAUCUUCACCAAUAACAACACCAUAGAGGAAGACACAGUGUCUGAGGAGGACGAGGCUGCAGACUGCAAGGAGAACGAUCAAAAAGCAAAACCAAAGAAAUCAAAGAUCAAACUUGCCAAAGCGCUCUCAGACAUUGUCAUCUACUGUAAGAGUGUCCACUUUAAUGGCUUUGAACAUGCCAGAGACAACCUGAACUUCUAUGAAAUGUCAUCCUACAAAGAGAGUAAAGCACUCAACCUUGCUGAGACUUCAGCCACGUCCUUCAUCCAUCACAACAUGGACAAACUCAGCAGGAUCUACCCCGCAGGCUCCAGAACAGACUCCUCCAACUACAACCCCGUACCCAUGUGGAAUGUGGGCUGCCAGAUUGUGGCGCUGAACUUCCAAACGGCCUCCAAGGAGAUGCAGCUAAACCAGGGACGAUUUCUGUCAAAUGGCUUUUGUGGGUACGUCCUGAAGCCGGAAUUCCAGAGAAGCCUGUCCUCUCAGUUUAACCCCAACACACUCACCAGUGGACCCUGGCUCAAGCGCAAGACCUUCCACGUCAUGGUGAUCUCGGCUCAGCAGUUACCUAAACUCAACAAGGACAAACACAAGUCCAUCGUUGACCCACUGGUCAGAGUGGAGAUCUACGGGGUCCCAGCAGACAUCGCCAGCAAUGAGACGCACUACAUCGAGAACAACGGCUUCAACCCGAUGUGGAACGAACGCUUCCAGUUCACCAUCAACGUCCCAGAGCUGGCAAUGUUGCACUUUACAGUGGAGGACCAUGACAAAGCAUCCCAGAAUGAUCUCAUUGGGCAGUACUGUCUGCCGGUCACCAGCGUUCAGAACGGAUAUCGCCAUGUCCCACUGCUCACCAAGAGAAAUGACGUCAUCUCCUCUGCUGGACUCUUUGUGCAUCUCAUGCUCGUGGACGAUCAGUAGGCUCAUGUCCUUUAAUGUCUGUAGCAUCUUUUUUUUUUUUUUUUUACAAACUCUAACUGAUUUUGUCCAGUUUUUAAAGCUCAGUAGCGUGACCUUAAUCAAGUGUUGCAAGUGCAUCUUCAUUUAGGAGAUAAUUAAUAAUAGACAUGAGCCAAGCAUCACCUGCCGACUCGCAGUGGCCUUUGACUCCUCAGGUCAUUGUUUAAUUUUCUUUUCUUUUCUUUUUAAACAACUAAUUUGACAGCUCCUGUAGUACAGUGACACAACGAUGAAUGAAAAUGUGUGUGACAGAGCAAUGAAUGAAAAGUGUGGGAAGCUAUUUAAAGACAAUUAAACUGUAUACUGGGCGAAGUGAGAUAAUUAAUGUGACUUUUAUGUGACUAGCAGCUUCAGAUGUACUGCCUAUGAGGUCUGAAUAGUUUUGCAUAAUUUUUUUUUUAAGAUUCCUUAAAGUAAAAUGUUAUUUCCCUUCAUGGUAAUAUAGAGUUAGUUUAAAUCAUAUUCAUGAAGGUGUUUGUAAAGAAACAACAUAGACACUUUUUUCUGAACCGAACAAGCCUUGACUUUUAUUUUCUUAGCAUAAUGCCAUAGUGAUAUUGAUCACAGGGGUGACUGUAUGUUUUUUAGGUGUUGAAAGUUUGUUUGUCUAUUUACAGUGUUAUGUGUUUAUAUAUAUAUGUCUGUUAUUCAUUAUGAAUGUUCCUCAGAGAUGACUGCUCUGCUGUGUACAUAUAUGAUGGUCAUUGCUUUCAAACACACUAUAAAUACUAUAUAUCCUCCACUUGUGACUGUUGGAAAAAGCAAAGAAGCUAAUGGACCUUUUCUAGCCUUAUUAAACCGCAAUUCACCAGCAUGUUAUUAUUUGUAACAACAUUAAGCCUCAGUGCCUUCAGAUUGUCACAUCUCUAGUCUGCAAUUGCACUAGUUGUUCAAUAAAAAACAGUCUCUUUGUGUCUGAAAGUUUUCUGUGUUUAUUCCAUGAGUGAUUUAUUGCAAGAGAUAAUAAAAUGAAGAAAAAUGUGAUCAUCAGUUGAUCACUAUGAAACAUUAACAAGCAUUGCAAAAUACAAAGCAUCUAUUGAAGAAAAAACAUCAAUUACAAGUGUCAAUCAUGUCCUGGAAUUCAAGUAAUAAUAAUAAUAAUAAUAAUAAUGAUACUAAUAAACGAUAACAGUCCUAUUAAUAGGAAUUUUCUCUUGCAAUCACCAGUACUUGGCUUAAAUUAUUAAAUAAAAUGAAAAAAAAAAACCUCCUGUUUUCUCAGCAACAGAUUUGGUUUCUUCACCGAUUUCUCAGUACAACAUAGAAACAGGUUUGGCAGGUCUC
Molecule: messenger RNA, 3770 nt
Organism: Cololabis saira (Pacific saury)
Lineage: Eukaryota; Metazoa; Chordata; Actinopteri; Beloniformes; Belonidae
Gene: plcd1a
Product: phospholipase C, delta 1a
Exons: 15
Coding region: 186-2444 (752 amino acids)
Biological process (GO): lipid metabolic process; phosphatidylinositol-mediated signaling
Molecular function (GO): calcium ion binding; phosphatidylinositol-4,5-bisphosphate phospholipase C activity
Source: RefSeq, a predicted model, not a curated record